This is a messenger RNA of Glycine soja, 1641 nucleotides long. RefSeq lists its product as uncharacterized. Bases 289 to 1428 code for a protein of 379 amino acids. The record is from RefSeq and is a predicted model, not a curated record. The transcript has 4 exons. NCBI's taxonomy places the organism in Eukaryota, Viridiplantae, Streptophyta, Magnoliopsida, Fabales, Fabaceae.
AAACUGUUUCUUUUCAAACCCCUUUGUUUCUCGUCCACAAUCACCUCCCACCUCAUAAAAUUAUGUGACUGCAAAAAUUGUCGAAAAACAAAACAACUUCGGAAAAUCCUUAAUUUUUUGUAAAUACUUCCAAACACACACAUAUAUACAUGUUGCUGUUUUGUUGGUGAAGAAAUCGAAGAUAUUCAAAGGCACAUCAUAGUUUGUGUGUAUAUAUAUAUAUAGUCUUCUUCACAAGAAAUCAUAGUGACCAAUUUUGCCACCCUAAUUGAGCUAGCUAUUCAAUCGAUGAAGGACACCACGGCCGGCGCCGCCGUGGAGACCGCCGCAGGCUACGGCAUCAAGCCGUCGAGCUCCGAUGGCAGCCACCUUUUGGUGAGAAGGGCCAUGCAAUUCACCAUGUUCGUUGUUGGGUUUGCUGUGUUGUGGAUGUUUCUCUAUAACACUGCCUCUCCCUUUGGAUUCCAUGGCUUCUCGCAUUACUUCAUUGAUGAGUCAGCAAAAGCUGGAUAUGAUCCGAAGCUACAAAGUGUUCUUAGAAACGCAUCUAUGAAGGAUAAGACAGUGAUAAUCACAACUCUAAAUGAUGCAUGGGCAGAGCCAGGUUCCAUAUUUGACCUCUUUCUUGAGAGUUUUCACCUAGGGAACCAGACAAAAAUGUUUUUGAAUCACUUGGUGGUAAUAACUUGGGACCAAAAGGCACAUGCUCGUUGCCUAGCUUUGCACAAGCAUUGUUACCAAGUUGAAACUAAAGGUGACAAUUUCACCGGUGAAGCUUUUUUCAUGACUGCAGACUACCUACACAUGAUGUGGAGAAGAAUUGAAUUCCUUGGUACAGUCCUUGAUAUGGGGUACAACUUCGUGUUCACGGAUACUGAUAUAAUGUGGCUUAGAGAUCCCUUCAAACUAUUUUACAAAGAUGCAGAUUUCCAAAUAGCAUGUGAUUUUUUCAAUGGCAAUACCUAUGACUUAAACAACUCUCCAAAUGGAGGCUUUAAUUAUGUGAAAUCGAAUAAACGAACUAUUUCGUUCUACAAGUAUUGGUUCAACUCUAGGAAUGCCUACCCAAAGUUGCAUGACCAGGAUGUCCUCAACAAGAUAAAAAAGAACUCCUUCAUUUCCAACAUGAAGCUGAAGAUUAGGUUCCUUAGCACUAGUUAUUUUGGAGGGUUUUGUCAGCAUGCAAAGGACUUCAACAAGGUCUCAACAAUGCAUGCCAAUUGUUGUGUUGGUUUAGAUAACAAAGUCAAUGAUCUCAAAAUUUUGCUUGAGGAUUGGAAGAAGUACGUGGCAUUGCCUGAAAAUGAGAAAAAUCAGUCGCAUCCUUCUUGGAGCGUAAGUUGCAGGACGUCCUUUGGACGUGCCAAACAAAGGAAGCAGAAGAAUAAAGGGUGGUUACGACGACGGGCAUUGGCUGUAACUGUUUGAUGCAUAUAUGAUUCUUUUGAGAAAGUAUUGAACAUAAACGUUUUUUAUUGUUAGAAAAUGUUUUGUGCUUAUUUUUUUUUUAAUUUUACUGAUAAUUAUUAAAGUAUCACUUUAUUUCUUGUUUUAUAAAUUAUAUACAGAAAAUGGUAUAAACAAUAAUUGCUUGUACAAAUCUUUAGGGAGGAAAUAAAAAAUAUGACAUUUUAUAAAUUA